This is a messenger RNA of Cyprinodon tularosa, 4186 nucleotides long. RefSeq names its product serine/threonine-protein kinase WNK4-like. The record is from RefSeq and is a predicted model, not a curated record. The transcript has 24 exons. Gene Ontology annotation, cellular component: cytosol; cytoplasm. Gene Ontology annotation, biological process: positive regulation of potassium ion import across plasma membrane; negative regulation of sodium ion transport; protein phosphorylation. Bases 182 to 4120 code for a protein of 1312 amino acids. Gene Ontology annotation, molecular function: ATP binding; chloride channel inhibitor activity; protein serine/threonine kinase activity. NCBI's taxonomy places the organism in Eukaryota, Metazoa, Chordata, Actinopteri, Cyprinodontiformes, Cyprinodontidae.
AGUGUCAGGCUGUGACGUCACAGAAGAAGCAGAGGAGCCAGACCCAAACUAAAACAGAACUUUAAAGUUCCCCCAGCUGCUUGGAUUUACUGGUUUCCAGUCUGAGGCUCAUCAGAGUUAUUGAAGCUCCGCCCACUCCGGUGACCUCACAGGGACACCUUCAGCUAGACCUCAGUGUACCAUGAUGACCUCGACACCUGACAGUGACACCAAGAAGAGGCCAGAAGAAGAGGAAGAUGAAGAUGAGGAGGAAGAGGAGGAAGGAUGGAGUCUUCCUCCCACCUCCAUGAAAACUUCAGAGGACGACAGAACCAGCCAAUCAGAUGCCGGCGAGAAACCUGCAGCAGGUCAGAGCAUCGGCUGGGACUCCGCGGAGGAGGCGGGAAUCACCCUGUCUGACUCUACUAGGGAGGAGUUGCUAUGGCAACAACGGAAGGAGGAGGACGAAGAGGAGACGAAGGCGGUGGGCUCAUCGCCUGAUGGACGAUUCCUGAAGUUCAACAUCGAGAUCGGGCGAGGUUCCUUUAAGACGGUUUACAAAGGCCUGGACACGGAGAAGACGGUGGAGGUGGCAUGGUGCGAGCUGCAGACUCACCGUCUGACCAGAUCCGAGCGUCAGCGCUUCAGUGAGGAGGUGGAAAUGCUAAAAGUUCUGCAGCAUCCCAACAUUGUCAGGUUCUUUGACUCUUGGAAGUCCACCAAAUGCAUCAUCCUGGUGACGGAGCUCAUGACGUCUGGAACUCUGAAAACGUACGUUCGAAGGUUCCGGCCGAUGAAGCUGAAGCUGCUGCAGAGAUGGAGCUUACAGAUCCUAAAAGGUCUUCACUUCCUGCACUCACGCUCUCCACCAAUCCUGCACCGAGACCUUAAGUGUGACAACAUCUUUAUCAAUGGACCCACCGCCUCGGUUAAGAUCGGAGACCUUGGGCUGGCGACACUCAAGAAGGCCUCGUUUGCCAAGAGUGUCAUUGGAACUCCUGAGUUCAUGGCUCCAGAGAUGUACGAGGAGAAGUACGAUGAAGCAGUGGACAUUUACGCCUUUGGAAUGUGCAUGCUGGAGAUGGCCACGUCAGAAUAUCCGUAUUCUGAAUGUAAGAAUGCGGCUCAGAUCUACCGCAAAGUCACCAAUGGAAUCAAACCGGAUAAUUUUUUCAAAGUACAAGUCCCAGAGCUGAAAGAGAUGAUCGAGGGCUGCAUUCGAACCGACAGCAGCAAGAGGUUUACGGUUCAUGACCUGCUGGAGCACCGCUUCUUCCAGGAAAAGACAGGAGUCUACGUGGAGCUGGGCGAGGAAGAUGAUGGUACAAAGGCGGCGCUGAAACUCUGGCUCAGGGUGGACGACAAAAAGAAACUUCGAGGCAAAUACAAAGACAACAACGCCAUCGAGUUCCUGUUUGAGCUGUACAAGGACGUCCCUGAGGAGGUGGCUCAGGAGAUGGUGAUCCUAGGAUUCGUGUGCAAGGCAGAUUACAAGGUGAUUGCCAAGGCGAUCAGAAACCGAGUGACUGCCAUAAAACGAGAGCGGGACAAAAAGCGCCGCCUCCUGGAGGAAGCCAUGAACAACCUUAAGGCAGCUGUUGAUAAGAAGGCAACUGAAGCAGCGCCCGAACAAUCCGAGGUUUCCCAUCAAAAACCUGCAUCUGCUGCUGGAAGGAUCAGUAAUCAGAAUGAAGUUUCUGCUGAUGUCCAAGUCCCGCUCAGGGCACCAACGCCCGCGGGGACGUCGGUGGCGAGUAGCAGCCCUGCAGAUUCUGGAAUCAGCAUCAUUUCCAGCAAAGCAGGAGAAGGAGAUGAGGAGGAAGACAAGACAACCAAACAAGCAUCUUUCUCCUCAGCUGCCUCUGAUGGUGAGACAGGAAACUCCUUCAACCUCUCCACAGGACCUGCCGACGCCUCGCCUCCUCCUCAAAACCCCGCCCUUGUUCCACAGACUCCUCCUCCUGUAAACCGUUCAGCUUCCAAACCCCCGCCAUUCCCUGUGCUGCGCUUCCCAAAGAGCAUUGCUGUGUCCCAAAGUGCUGGGACCCCUCCUAUUGAUUCUCCAUGGGGGUUCUCUUCCCCUGUUGACAGCUACUCCUCUGACAUAACCUCCGGUCUGAGUGACGGAAACGACGCCCAGUCCGAUCGGAGCAAACAGGAAGUGGCUAAAAGAGAGGCCACAAAGCAGUUCAGACGCAGAGCCAGAGCUCGGCUGCGGAUCAUAGGGGUGUCCGAUAAGGUGGACCGGGUGGUGGAGUGUCAACUGCAGACUCACAACAACAAGAUGGUGACCUUUAAGUUCGACCUGGAUGGAGACAAUCCAGAGGACAUCUCAUCUGUGAUGCUCCUUAGAGACUUCAUCAUGCCAUCCGAGAGGGAGGGGUUUGUUCUACGCAUGUAUGAAAUCAUCAAGAGGGCGGAGCUAAUGAUCCAUCAGCAGCAUCCAGGAGAUUCAAACAGGCAGCCCCACCUGAAUGCCUCCACCCUGCAUGAAUCGCAGUUAAAAGAAGCAAAUGAUCUUUCCAGAGCCAUGUCCACGUCCUCUUUACCUGAUAUUGAAAAUAGUGACCCCUCCCCUCUCAAAGCUGUGGAUUUCCACAUCGACACUGAGGCCACACCCCCCGUCAGGCCACUGAGGUCACAGUCUUUCCAGACCCCAUCAGCAUCCUUUUAUCAGCCCCCACAGUACCCCCAAAACUAUCCCCGAGACUCCAACUCUACUCCCCGAUCUCAUCUCACACCUGCUGCUCAAUACCACCUCCCAGCUCACCCCUAUUCAACUUACACUGCUUCCUUCCCUACUUUUUCCCCCAUCCCCCGACUCCCCCGGGUCCAGAGUAACCCUGCCCUCUUCCCCCCCACCUCCUCUCCACCAACGCCUCCUCCUCACCAGUGGCCCUCUCAAGACCAGCCUAUUUUUUCUCUGGCCAAUGUCCUCUCUGUGGCAAUGAGUGUAGCUCAGUCCCUCAUGCCCCAAUCUGGGGUCCCCAACCAGGCCUUAUACCCCCAGAGUCCACCUAUAUCUCCCCCAUUUCCUUACCCACAGACUGCCCCCAAUUCUUCUGCAUCUCCAUCUUUGGGCUCUAGUCUUCAUCAUCAAAGCAACGCCUCCUUUUCCAAUUCCUUUCCCAUACAACCGUCCUACUCUCCAGCAACACUUCAGGCAGGCUCAUCUAGGGGAACCCAGCAGGAAACAUCACCCAGCACCACCCAAAAAAACGCUCAGCUCAGGAAUUCUGUUGGUAAGGUUGACUUAACUGCGCCUCCUCAUGGUUCAGGGAUACCAUCUUCUCCCAGUCUGACCACUACUUCUGAUCCCAGAGAAGAGUUUUCUGACUCAUCAACUUCUUCCACUUCCUCUCCUCAUACAUCAACUCCUCGCAAAAUGGUGUCCCCUCCAGUUUCUCCAUCAGGAAGAAUGUCCCCUACCCUUAAAGUGAAAACACCACUGUUCACAGUUGGUCGCUUCCAAGUGUCACCUUCUCAGAGAGGUCCUCCCCUCCAUCAUCAGGAGGCAUCUCCCCGAGACAAGGCUGCUACCACAACAUCCCCCCAACUUCCAUCCAGUAAGAAUCAACCAGAGAGCAACACAGGAAGCAAUACAGAGGGCAGCCAAUCAGAGAACAGCAACCCCACAGUUACCUUCUCUUCAGCUGGUGUCCAUGACAGCCUGUCUGGUCAGGAGGGGAAGAAGUCAGGCAGUCGCAGGCUGAGUGUGAGCCUGUGGGAGGGGCCAGGAAGCAGCUUUAACCAAUCGCGGAGCCGGUCGGCCACCUACAGCUCUGAUGAAUCAGAGGGCGAAGAGAUGUGGGAGGAGCUAAUAGAACUUCGUCAAAGACACCUGGGUCAGGUGCAGAGCCUGCAGGUGAGUCAGAAGCGAGAGAUUGAGGAGCUCUAUCGCCUAAAGGGUAAAGUCCCACCUCCCGGCAUUGUCCCUCCGGCUGCCAUGUUGAAGCAUCGCCAUCGCCGCUUGUCCAACUCCGGAAUGUACGGCCUCCCACGUAGAAACAGCCUGCAGAAACUGGACACACUGCCCCCUUCAGGCAUCAUGAGGAAGGGCUCGGUCAGUGGCAGCAGCAGUGGAUCUCAGGACAGAGUUCUGAAGGGAGUGACCUUCGCUCCAGGACACAGCUGCAUGUGAGAGGGGAGCUGACUAAAACAUAAAGACCAUCACAGCUGUGGAAACGGAUGAAGAUGUAAUAAAGAG